Messenger RNA from Pollicipes pollicipes, 411 nucleotides. RefSeq names its product keratin-associated protein 19-3-like. Bases 1 to 411 code for a protein of 136 amino acids. The transcript is spliced from 2 exons. The record is from RefSeq and is a predicted model, not a curated record. Lineage: Eukaryota; Metazoa; Arthropoda; Thecostraca; Pollicipedomorpha; Pollicipedidae.
AUGAAGCUCCUCCUGCUCGCCUGCAUGGUGGCGGUGGCCGCCGCCUCGUCUUCUUCCUCGUCCGUGAGCAUCCGCCGCAACGAGCAUCACCCGGGCCUGCUCCCGGUGCACAACCAGAACGUCUACUACGCCAGUGAGCACGGCCCUUGCUACGGCCACGUCUGCAAGUCUUUCCUGCAGAACAGAGGUUACGACAACCUCCAUGGCGGCUUCAGAGGCGGCUUCGGCGCCCACGGCCCCGGCUUCGGCGCCCACGGCCCCGGCUUCGGCGCCUACGGCUCCGGCCUCGGCGCCUACGGCUCCGGCCUCGGCGCCUACGGCCCCGGCCUCGUCGGGGGGCCCGGUCUUUAUGGACACCACGGCAUCGGAGGACCGCAUGGGGGAAUUGGACCGGCAUACGGAUAUCACUAA